GCCGCUCAGAAAGCGCGGGAAAGACACGCAGCCACGCCCCAAGGGCGCAGCCUAGGACAGCGGCUUCUGGAGCUUCUGGCAGCCGUCUGCCCUCAUGGCCUUUGCACCUAUGGGGCCCGAGGCCUCGUUCUUCGAGGUUUUGGACCGACACAGGGAGUCCCUGCUGGCUGCCCUGAGGAGAGGUGGCAGGGAGCCCCCAAGUGGGGGAAGCCGCCUGGCCUCCAGUUCUGAGGUUCUUGCAUCUAUAGAAAAUAUUAUCCAAGACAUAAUCACAAGCUUGGCAAGAAAUGAAGCACCUGCAUUCACGAUAGACAACAGAUCAAGCUGGGAAAACAUAAAGUUUGAAGAUUCUGUGGGUCUUCAGAUGGUAUCCCAUUGCACCACGAGAAAGAUCAAAAGUGAUUCACCAAAAUCAGCUCAAAAAUUUGCUCUAAUCCUUAAAAUAUUGUCCAUGAUUUAUAAAUUAGUACAGAGCAACACUUAUGCAACCAAAAGGGACAUAUAUUACACUGACAGCCAACUCUUUGGUAACCAGACUGUCGUCGACAAUAUUAUCAAUGACAUUUCUUGUAUGUUAAAGGUGUCAAGAAGGAGCCUACAUAUAUUAUCUACAUCAAAAGGUUUAAUUGCUGGCAACUUAAGAUACAUCGAGGAAGAUGGCACCAAGGUGAAUUGUACCUGUGGUGCGACGGCUGUUGCUGUGCCAUCGAAUAUUCAAGGAAUUCGGAAUUUAGUUACAGACGCAAAGUUUGUAUUAAUUGUAGAAAAAGAUGCAACAUUUCAGCGGCUCCUAGAUGACAACUUUUGCAACAAAUUGUCUCCGUGCAUCAUGAUUACGUCAACACCAGUCUUUCAGCACCUGAAAUCCAAGGGAAAGGGAGUUCCUGAUCUAAACACAAGACUUUUAGUCAAGAAACUGUGGGAUACGUUUCAUGUUCCUGUUUUCACUCUUGUAGAUGCUGAUCCACAUGGCAUAGAAAUAAUGUGCAUCUAUAAGUAUGGAUCUAUGUCUAUGUCUUUUGAAGCUCAUCAUCUCACAGUUCCAGCUAUUAGAUGGCUUGGUCUUCUCCCUUCUGAUCUUAAAAGGUUAAAUGUACCUAAAGAUAGUUUGAUUCCACUGACAAAAAGGGACCAAAUGAAACUUGACAGUAUCCUGAGGAGACCUUAUGUUACCUGCCAACCAUUUUGGAGAAAAGAAAUGGAAAUAAUGGCAGACUCUAAAAUGAAGGCAGAAAUUCAAGCUUUGACUUUCCUAUCAUCAGAUUAUCUUUCCAGAGUGUACUUACCUAACAAAUUAAAAUUUGGAGGAUGGAUAUAAAAAUAAAUCAGAAGAACUUCUGAUUGCCAGAGGCUUUUCAUUAGUUUUGUUUUUGAUUGCCAAAUACUAUUGUGGAAAGAACAUAUAUUAUAUUCUUAAUUCUGUAAAGGUGAAAUAAAAUAACUUUCCGUUAAUUAUAUUUUUUUGUCAAAACAAAUGCUCUACUCCAAUUUUCUUUAGAAAGCCUUAUUCUUUCCUCUAUAGAGACAGAUUUCUGUCCUAUCUUCUAAAGUAGAUUAUAAAAGAAUAUGUUAUUUUGACCUUUAAAUUGUGUUUGAAAAAAUAAUACUUUAUACGUGUCAUCAAAGUCUACAAAAUACUUUAUUUGCCUUCUAUGAUACAACUAAUGUUAAGGCAUAAAGUAUCUUACUGGUAACAAAAAUCAUAAUGAUCUGAAUUUGAGAUGUUGCAAAUGAAUUUUGGUGUCCAGUAGUUUCUUCUUACAUUUUCCUUUGCCUUUAUACUUUAGGGGUCUUACUCCAUUAAUUCAUUUGUUACAUUAGUAAAAUUCAGUAUGAAUAAAUAUUUGGAUUGAUGUA
Pongo pygmaeus (Bornean orangutan) is the source of this 1857-nucleotide messenger RNA. It is a transcript of the gene SPO11, whose product is annotated as SPO11 initiator of meiotic double strand breaks. Gene Ontology annotation, cellular component: nuclear chromosome. Lineage: Eukaryota; Metazoa; Chordata; Mammalia; Primates; Hominidae. Bases 95 to 1318 code for a protein of 407 amino acids. The transcript is spliced from 14 exons. Gene Ontology annotation, biological process: meiotic DNA double-strand break processing; meiotic DNA double-strand break formation; reciprocal meiotic recombination. The record is from RefSeq and is a predicted model, not a curated record. Gene Ontology annotation, molecular function: DNA topoisomerase type II (double strand cut, ATP-hydrolyzing) activity; DNA binding; ATP binding.